Molecule: messenger RNA, 558 nt
Organism: Zingiber officinale
Lineage: Eukaryota; Viridiplantae; Streptophyta; Magnoliopsida; Zingiberales; Zingiberaceae
Exons: 1
Coding region: 1-558 (185 amino acids)
Source: RefSeq, a predicted model, not a curated record
AUGAGCGCGGCAGUGACGGGGGUGGUCAAGGUCUCUCCGAGCCCGGGCCGCGGCAAGGUUGGCAAUGGCGGCCGCCGCCGCCACGGGCACGCGUUCCGCAGCAACAGCGUCGGCCGCUCCUCGGCCGCCGCGCAGUCCGCCAUGGCGGCUGAGGUAGCCGAAGAAGCGGGCGGGGAGCCCUCUUCGCCCAAGGUCACCUGCAUUGGCCAAGUCCGGGUCCAGCACAAGAACCCGCCGAGGGAGAAGAGGCCAGCGGCCCCGUGGCGGAGACGCUUCCGCAACGGCGCCGCGCUCCUCGGCUUCUUCGCGGCCUGGAAGAAGCCCACGUGGUUGGGCGGGAUCCAGGGCAGCAAAGAGGGCGAGAAGAGGCCCAAGUGGUCCCCUGUCGACGUGUCUCUCUUUCCAGCGGCUGAGUCGGCGGCGGCGGAGGAGGAGGAGCUGGAUGAGGAAGACGAAGACGAAGACGAGGAGGGGAGUGUCCCCGAGGCGCGGCGGCCACUGGUCCUGACUCGCUCUGCAUCGGAGCCAGGGAGGAGGAGGAGGAGAUCGACGACGUAG